AUGAAGGAGGUUUGGAAAUUGGAGGAAUGUAGGAAGAACCCGGAAAGGCACAACGACCUGCCGUGGAACAUACGCAAGUUCCUGAAGAACCAGCUGAGGGAGUUCAGGUUUGAUGACCUGAGGGAUAGCCAUCCUUGGUCGCGUAGCGCCUGGAGCCACACGGAUCUGAGAAGAUUGAAGGAGGGGAUGGUAGCAGCGCAGUUCUGGUCAGCAUACGUGCCCUGCUCAUCGCAGCACCUCGAUUCAGUUCAACUGGCCCUGGAGCAGAUCGAUCUGAUUCGUCGGCUGGUGAACAAGCAUCCUGAAAGCAUGGUCCUCGUUACCACGGCGGAAGGUAUAGAGAGAGCACACAAGGAGGGUAGAUUAGCGAGCCUGAUAGGGGUCGAAGGGGGCCAUGCGGUCGGAGCGAGCCUCGCAGUUCUGAGGAUGUUGUACGAGUUGGGUGCCAGAUAUCUCACCCUCACGCACACAUGCAACACGCCUUGGGCAGAAUGCAGCACAGCGGAUGAACCCGGUCAAGUGGCUCGCAUCGGUGGCCUCUCCAAUUUCGGCAAGAGCAUCGUCCUCGAGAUGAAUCGACUCGGGAUGAUGGUGGAUCUGUCGCACGUCUCUGUACCCACGAUGCUGGUCGCCAUGAAGACGUCGAGGGCGCCGGUGAUUUUCAGCCACAGCAGCGCUCACGCCCUUUGCAAUUCCUCGCGAAACGUGCCUGACCAUGCGCUGCGACGCUUGGCGCAGACCGAUGGUAUAGUUAUGGUGUCCUUCUAUCCCCAUUUUAUCAGCUGCGGCGAGAAAUCGACGCUGCAGGACGUAGCUGCUCACAUCGACCACGUGAGGUCGAUUGCAGGGGUGGAUCACGUUGGAAUAGGCGCAGGCUACGAUGGAAUCAAUCUGACACCGACAGGCUUGGAGGACGUCAGCAAGUAUCCUGAACUGUUCGCGGAGCUGUUGGCCCGCGGUUGGUCGGAGAAGGAUAUUCAGAAACUGGCUGGUCUCAAUCUGAUCCGCGUGUUCAAGGCUGUGGAGAAGGUUCGCGACGAAAUGGCCACGGAAGGCAUCGAACCGUUCGAAGAAGAGAUUCCUCACAAGGACAUAAUCGGUCGAGAUUACUGCCGUUACAACGUGAAGAGGCUGAUGGCGCCGUAG
Messenger RNA from Habropoda laboriosa, 1146 nucleotides. RefSeq names its product dipeptidase 1. Lineage: Eukaryota; Metazoa; Arthropoda; Insecta; Hymenoptera; Apidae. The record is from RefSeq and is a predicted model, not a curated record. Gene Ontology annotation, molecular function: metallodipeptidase activity. The coding region runs from base 1 to 1146 and encodes 381 amino acids. The transcript is spliced from 10 exons. Gene Ontology annotation, biological process: proteolysis.